Molecule: messenger RNA, 2586 nt
Organism: Exaiptasia diaphana
Lineage: Eukaryota; Metazoa; Cnidaria; Anthozoa; Actiniaria; Aiptasiidae
Exons: 12
Coding region: 1-2586 (861 amino acids)
Source: RefSeq, a predicted model, not a curated record
AUGUCGGCUUCUAAAUCGCACUUUCACCCAGGUUUACAACCUAAAAAUGGAAUAAUAGGAGGUGAAGAUAUAGGAUAUGGCGCAUGGGCAGUAGCCAGGGACAGAAGGAACAAGUACCAGUGGCUUCAAGUAACAUUUGAUAAGCUGAUGACUGUCACAGCCGUUCGAACCAAAGGCCGCUCCAAAGUGAAUCAUUGGGUUAAGACCUACAGCAUUGAAUACAGUAAGAAUGGGGUUGAUUUCAUGCCAUAUAAAGAAAACGGACAAAUCAAGGAAUUUCAGGGAAAUGUUGACCGCGAUACCGAAAAGCGUAAUCAGUUCUCMACACCUAUUGAAGCCAUUGCUAUUCGUUUCAAACCACAAACAUGGGAAGGCUAYCCGGCCAUGCGUGUAGGAGUAAAUGGUUGCGAAGCACCAGAGCCGGAGCCAACAAAAGCAGAACCAACAACACCGCCUCCAGUCUGUCAACGACCAAUAGAGAUAACUGGCCCGAUGAUGUCUGCUUCAUCAUCGCACGGUAGACUAGGAUUAAAACCUUACAAUGGAAUAAUUGGAGGCGCAGAGAWAGGAUYAGGCGGAUGGGCAGUAGCCAGCAACCAAAGGAAUAAGAACCAGUGGCUUCAAGUAACAUUUGAUAGGCUGAUGAACGUCACAGCCGUUCGAACCAAAGGACGCAUCCAUUUGAAACAAUGGGUUAAAAGCUACACCAUUGAAUACAGCCAGAAUGAGGUUGAUUUCGUCCCAUACAAAGAAAACGGACAACUCAAAGUCUUCCAAGGAAAUAGUGAUAGUAAUACCGAAGUACGUAAUGAACUAUCCAAACCAAUCAAGGCCAUUGCUAUUCGCUUUAGACCACAGACAUGGCAGGCUUACAUUACUAUGCGUGUAGGAGUUAAUGGGUGUGAAGCACCGAAACCAGAGCCCAAAUCAGACUGUGAAGACGGGGAACGUAUAAAGAUACCUGCCCGGAUGAUGUCUGCUUCCUCAUCGCACUUUAACCGUGGUUUACAGCCAGCAAACGGUAUCAUUGGAGGUUUAGAUAUUGGUUCAGGCUCAUGGGCAGUAAACACUUACCGAAGAAAUAAAGAUCAGUGGCURCAAGUUACGUUUGAUAAGGUAAUGAAAGUCACAGGAGUGCGAACCAAAGGCCGCUCCAAAGUSAAUCAAUGGGUURAAAGCUACUUCUUAGAAUACAGUAAGAAUGGAAAGGAUUUCAUMCCAUACAAGGAGAACGGACAGAUCAAGAUUUUCCAAGGCAAUACUGAUCGGGAUACUGAAGUUCGUCAUAAACUGUCCACGCCAAUCUGGGCCCUUGCUAUUCGCUUUAGACCGCAGACAUGGCACAUUUAUAUUUGUAUGCGGGUGGGGAUCGAUGGCUGCGAUGCAAUAGAACCAGCUGAAACACCAGCACCUACAGAAGCAACAACAGAAGCAACAACGCCUGAAGCAGCAACAACAGAAGCAACAACACCUAAAGGUGAUGCUUCAACACCAACACCAACUUCAGCUGCUCCAACAACAUUACCAAGAAGUUGUGAACUUGGAGAGGAAAUACAAGUGGAAGAAUUCAUGAUGUCUGCAUCUUCGUCAUAUAGUGACAUGCGUAGUGCCGCAAAGGGGAGGAUUUCAGAUUAUGACUAUUAUGAUGUUUGGUCGCCUAAAACACAUGACCAAAACCAAUGGAUUCAAGUGAGCUUUAAUGGAAUGACCGAAAUAGCAGCCAUUCUGACCCAGGGUCUCCCUUCGUCUAAAAGACUUGGUGAGUGGGUUAUGAGUUAUACCAUCGAGUACAGUGAAAACGGCAUUCAUUUCACGCCAUACAAAGAAGACGGGAAUGUCAAGGUCUUCAAGGGAAACACAGAUGGUCGUUCAGUUGUAACUCAAAAGCUGUCCCCACCGUUAAGAGUCGUUGCUAUCCGCAUAAAACCAAAGAAAUGGCGUGGGAUGAUAGCAAUGCGUGUUGGUUUCAAAGGGUGCAAAGUUAUGACUUCAGCACCACCACCAACAACAUCAGCACCAACAACAACACAGCCACCACCGCUACCAACAACAACAACAACAACAGCACCAGCACCAACAACUUCACCGAAAAGUUGUGCAGAUCCAAUUGACCUAAAGGGCUAUAUGCUGGAGGCCUCUUCGUCUUUUAAAGACGAACUUCGUCCCGAGUAUGGGUUACUGAACCAAGUUCUUGGACGAGGAUCUUGGUCGUCYCGCAAGAAAAAYAAAAACCAGUGGAUUCAAGUGAACUUUAAUGGAACGAUGGAAGUAACAGCAGUGAUGACUCAGGGUCGUUCGUUUAAACGAAGAUAUCKWCAGUGGGUGAAGACYUACACUAUUGAGUACAGYGAAGAUGGCUUUGAUUUCAAACCAUACGAAGAAAACGGGACUGUCAAGGUCUUCAAGGGUAACACCAAUGGCCAUGGCGUUGUAACUCAACUGCUUUCCCCAUCGAUAAAUGCCGUUGCUAUUCGGAUACGACCAAGGACUUGGUACAAAUGGAUUUCGAUGCGUAUUGGAUUCAAAGGAUGUAGCGCUCCUGAAGAAGAAAAAGGAGAAGGAGAAGAAGGUAAAAAUGGUCACUAA